Pungitius pungitius (ninespine stickleback) is the source of this 4514-nucleotide messenger RNA. Its product is annotated as oxysterol-binding protein 1-like. Bases 650 to 2971 code for a protein of 773 amino acids. NCBI's taxonomy places the organism in Eukaryota, Metazoa, Chordata, Actinopteri, Perciformes, Gasterosteidae. The transcript has 17 exons. Gene Ontology annotation, molecular function: sterol binding. The record is from RefSeq and is a predicted model, not a curated record. Gene Ontology annotation, cellular component: intracellular membrane-bounded organelle; cytosol; perinuclear endoplasmic reticulum.
GUUUCCGGACGAGGUAAAAUAAUGUUGCACCGGGUGUAACCAACAAGCUAACGUUAGGCUAGUUAGGGGUAGCUAGCUAGCUUUAGAUUCCCACCCGCGUACGCAGCUGUGGAAUGAACACUAUCAUUGAGGGAAUACUAAUGCAACUCGCCGGUGCCACUCUAUUUUAAAUCCACCACGCUGCGUUUGCCGUCCUCUUCCGUUUAAUUGUUUCCAUCGUUUGCUCUUCUGUGCUGGUCAAGUUAGCUAGUUAGCCUCUUCAGCUAGCUGGGUACAGUAACGUAUGGGUGUCAAAGUUAGCUGUGACUUCACCGGGUGUCUGGUUGCCUGAUCUCACAUUUCGGACACGUCAAGGUAAACAGUUAUCCGCCCGUGAGCUCGAAAGGCGAGCUAGUGAGCUAACGGGCGUUCAGCGGCGUAUCUUACUUUCGCCAUGUAGUGAAUUCUGCACGUCAGCUGGUUAACUUCGAGAAAAACGCGACACGUUGCUGUUUCUUUAAGUUACUUUGUGAGCUCUUAAUUGCCGUGGCUCCCACUGGCCUAACUGGAGCUAACGUCGGUUAGCCUCCCUACGGUGUCACCCUCCUUCACUGUGUUUGGAGUUUUAUCAAAUGUUCCUCAAAUCUGUCUCUUGAUUUCGGGGGCUGUGAUGUCGGAGUCCAAGACCCCCACUCCCACUCCGGCUGGUGACACAUACAAAGGAUGGGUGUUCAAGUGGACUAAUUACAUCAAGGGUUAUCAGCGGAGGUGGUUUGUCCUGAGCAAUGGGCUUCUGUCUUACUACAGGACCCAAGCAGAGAUGGGCCACACGUGUCGUGGCACGAUCAACCUGGCCACAGCAACUAUAUCCGUGGAUGACGCCUGCAACUUUGUCAUCUCCAACGGUGGAGCGCAGACCUACCACCUGAAGGCCAGCUGCGAAGUGGAGCGCCAGCGCUGGAUCACGGCCCUGGAACUGGCCAAAGCCAAGGCAGCGCGCAUGCAAGCCGAGUCGGAUGACUCGGGGGAUGAGUUUUCCCCCUCCUCCCCGCCGGCGGCACCCGGACAAGGUGGCGGGUCGCAGAAUUCCGAAAUACAGUCGGCUCUCAGGACACUAGGCAGCAAGGUGGAGGACCUCGGCACCUGCAACGAUCUCAUUUCAAAGCAUGGCUCUGCCCUCCAGAGGUCUUUAUCAGAACUGGACAGUUUGCGUAUGACUGGCGAGGCCGGAGAUAAGAUCCGUCAGGUGACCGAGAGGGCCACGCUGUUCCGCAUCACCUCCAAUGCCAUGAUCAACGCGUGCCGAGACUUUCUGGCGCUGGCCCAGGCUCACAGCAAGCGAUGGCAGAAAGCCCUUCAAGCGGAGCGGGACCAGCGGGUCAGACUGGAGGAGACCUUGGAGCAGCUGGCCAAGCAGCACAACCACCUGGAGAGGGCGUUCAGAGGGGCGGCUCAGGCCAACGCCACUGCAGACAAUAAAAGUCCUUCUGGGCCGGGGAAAGGGGAGGCCAGCGACGAGGAUGACGACAACGAGUUUUUUGACGCCAUGGAGGAAGCGCCCGAGUUCAUCACUGUUCCCGCAGAUCCUCAGUUCCACAAAAGGUCGAGCAGCAAUGUCAGCGGUUUCAACAGUGAAAUGUGUCCUGAUGACCAAUCGCUUAACGAGGAGCCUUUAGCAAUGAACCAGGAGUCCCCCUCGCAGGAGCUGGUACCACUGAAGAAGAGGCGGACAAAGAUUUCAGACAAACCCAACUACUCUCUCAACCUGUGGAGCAUCAUGAAGAACUGCAUCGGAAAAGAGCUGUCAAAAAUCCCGAUGCCUGUGAACUUCAACGAGCCCAUCUCCAUGCUACAGCGUCUGUCGGAGGACCUGGAGUACCACGAGCUGCUGGAUAAGGGCUCCAAGUGCCAGAGUUCGCUGGAGCAACUGUGCUACGUGGCCGCCUUCUCCGUGUCCUCCUACUCGACCACCGUCCACCGCACGGGCAAACCCUUCAACCCGCUGCUGGGGGAGACGUACGAGCUGGACCGCCGGAGAGAGAGCGGCUACCGCUCCCUCUGCGAGCAGGUGAGUCACCAUCCACCCGCAGCAGCACACCAUGUGAUUUCCGAUCGCGGCUGGACCCUGAGGCAGGAGAUCACCGUUGCCAGCAAGUUCAGGGGCAAAUACCUCUCCAUCAUGCCAUUGGGCACAAUACACGCAAUCUUUGAAAAGGGACACAAUCAUUACACAUGGAAGAAAGUUACCACCACAGUGCACAACAUCAUUGUAGGGAAACUGUGGAUUGAUCAGUCGGGUGACAUCGACGUGGUGAACCACACCACCGGGGACCGCUGCCACUUGAAGUUCGCUCCUUACAGCUACUUCUCCAGGGACGUUGCCAGGAAGGUGACCGGUGUGGUGAUGGACAAAGACGGCAAGGCCCACUACGUGCUGUCGGGCACGUGGGACGAGAAGAUGGAGUUCUCCCGGGUGAUGCAGAGCAGCCGAGGAGAGAACGGCGCCGAGGGCAAACAGAAGACGGUCUAUCAGACGCUCAAAGCCAGAGAGGUGUGGAGGAGGAACCCUCUACCCGAGGGAGCUGAGUCCAUGUACUACUUCACCUCCCUGGCGCUGACCCUGAACGAGUUGGAGGAGGGCGUGGCCCCCACCGACAGCCGGCGCCGGCCCGACCAGCGGCUGAUGGAGGACGGCCGCUGGGACGAGGCCAACUCGGAGAAGCAGCGGCUGGAGGAGAAGCAGCGCGGCGUCCGGCGGGAGAGGGAGCGGGAGGCCGCCAGCCAACGCACCUCCAGCCAAUCGGAAGAAGCUGUCGACGAGGAUUCUCUUACUGAUCCGUCCUUAAAAAGCGCACCCCACGACAGCCACAAGGCACUUUGGUUCGAGCGCAGCGAGGACCAGAUCACAGGUGAGCAAGUCCAUAUCUAUAAGGGAGGCUAUUGGGAAGCCAAGGACCGCGGAAGCUGGGAAGAUUGCCCGGAGAUUUUUUGACCUCGGCAUUGACUGUGAAGCCCCCCCCUCCCCCUCCCCCCCACACUGCCAAUUUGAAUAGUUGACUUUCUCCAGUUGAUCUCUGUUGUAAGAGAUCUUCAGGACGGUCACUGCUGUCUGAUGCCCUUUGGGAGUAGGGGUCCCCCCGCCCCCCCCCCCCACACACCCACACCCACCCGGAUCUGAUUUUGGUUCCUGUCACCUUGAGUGUCAGCACCUGCCCCCUUUGUUGCCGUCACACACCUGAGAGGACUGGAACAAAAUAAAUGUGCUGCUUUUGACUUGGGUCAGACUGACGGGGGGGGGGGGGAGGGGGGGGGGAGGAAAUGAAAUGUGCAGUGUCUUCCGAAUCAUUAUUUGAACUUUCUUUUAGUCUCUCAGAUCACAGGUUUAAGUGCUGAUAACAACCCUCUGAGAUAAUAUAGUGUUCCUGUGGAAGGUAGUGGGGGGGGGGGGGGGGGUGUGAGACCUGGUUAAUAUAUACACUUAUGUAUAGCUAUGAUUCAAAUAAUUUCAUUAAUAUGUCGACUGGUGGCCUUCAAGACGUUGUGAUUUUUCUGUCCUAAUGAAUCAAAGUGAAGGUUCCUUGUGUGCCUGGGUGAAUGACUGCAUAUCUGCUCUUCCAUCACUUUACCAGGUUAAAAAUAAGUGAUAGUCCGAAAUACGGAUUGAACCUCCAAACCCAUGGAUUGAUUUAUUUAUUGUUUUCCACCACAAAGGCCUAACUAGGAUGAUGAUGGUGAAAAGCUUGAUUUUCAGUGGGGCCCUUUAGAGGCAAACUGUUCUAUUUUGUGUUUGUAUCACACCUGAGUGGAUACAAUGUGGACAUUUUUAGAAGUUUCUUCUCAUUUCACAUUUUGAAGAAGCAGGGAAAGGACAUAGUUCCGGGUCUCAGAAAAUCUCACAUUUAGUGCAGUUUCAUUUCAUUUCAAUAAUUGGAAUUGGCCCCUUUUUGUGUUGAGAGACACGAAACUCAACAAAGAAGCGUUAAAGUGAAUCAGUAGUGAAAGUAAACGUUGGUUUGUGAGUACAUACAUAUGCAAGUACAUUUUGACACCAAAAACAUGGGACAUUGUGUGUGAGAGAGAGAAUUUCAUUAUUUUGUGUUCUAAGUGUACUUAAAAUGAAGAAUAAAACCGCAUAGAAAAUAACUAUGAUUUUAUAAAUGUAUAGAGAUUCACUUAGUAUUGAAAACUGUAAGGUAGUUUUUUUAAAUUGUAAUUUUGUUUCCAGUCAUGUUAUUGGAAAAGGACUGUCUUCAUUUUCAUAAAAAAAGGGAGUUUCUAUACUUGGAAGGUGAGAUUUGACAUUGUUCAGUAUUUUGUAUUAACACAGAAAAAGAUCAUGUAAUAGCCAAAAGCUUUAAUGUCAAACAAAUAGCUUUUCAUAUUUUUCUUUUAACUGAAUUUGCUCCAACAUUUUAAUAAGUUAGGAAAAAAUUUAACAACUUGCCAGAUCAAUUCUUUUGGGAGUUUUCUGUCAUGUUUAAGAGGAGCUCAAGAUGGGAUGACAAAUCCGUCAAUAAAAUAAUACAACCCAAUGA